Messenger RNA from Arachis ipaensis, 1683 nucleotides. RefSeq names its product PIF / Ping-Pong family of plant transposase. NCBI's taxonomy places the organism in Eukaryota, Viridiplantae, Streptophyta, Magnoliopsida, Fabales, Fabaceae. The record is from RefSeq and is a predicted model, not a curated record.
GUCGAUCUUCUUCAAUGGAUUAUGCCAAUUAAGGCCCAACUCACACACCUUCUCAAGGCCCAACUCAUACUCUUAUGUUAUGCCCAAUUACAAAUGUAACGUAACCGUCUCUGAUGUGAUGCCCUCUAAGUAACACCCGUUUGAUUCUCUUAUCCUUUCUUUCCAUUAUUGUUGUUGGGUUGUUACUGUUGGAACUGCUUUGUGUUUUGAAUAAUGGGUUCCAUAAGAGGAAUCAAGAAGAGGAAGAAGGCUGACAACAACAACAACGAUGCCCCAUUCCACUCCCAACUUCAACGCCCCUCCGAUUGGUGGCACCUCUUCUCCCGCAGAAUUUCAGGACCUUUAUCACAAUUUAAGGAUUUAGACAAAUUUGAAUCUGUUUUCAAGAUCUCAAGAAAGACAUUCAAUUAUAUAUGUUCUCUUGUGGAAGAAGAUAUGCUGGCUAGAUCAUCAAAUUGCACUGAUUUAAAGGGCAUACAUUUGUCUUUGAAUGACCAAGUAGCCAUUGCUCUUAGGAGGCUUAGUUCUGGUGAGUCAUUGCAAGCCGUUGGCGACUCGUUUGGGCUGAACCAGUCAACUGUUUCCCAGGUAACUUGGCGGUUUGUGGAAGCAAUGGAAGAGAGAGGGCUACACCAUCUUAGUUGGCCAUCAACUGAAAUCGAAAUGGAAGAGAUAAAGGCUCGAUUUGAGAGCAUACGAGGCCUUUCCAAUUGUUGCGGCGCAGUUGACACCACACACAUACUGAUGACUUUGCCUGCCACAGAUUCGGUGACCAAUGUGUGGGUUGAUCAUGAGAAGAACUGUAGCAUGAUCUUGCAAGCCAUUGUGGAUCCGAAUUUGAGAUUUCGCGACAUAGUUACCGGUUGGCCUGGUAGUCUGAGUGAUGAUCACGUGCUUCGAAGCUCUGCUUUCUUCAAACUUGCUGAAGAAGGAAAGAGGUUGAAUGGAAAAAAGAAAAUGCUCGAAGGAACAAUGCUAAGGGAAUACAUAAUUGGAGAUACAGGAUUUCCCCUUGUGCCAUGGCUUCUUACACCUUACAAAGGCAAAGGCCUGUCGGAUGUUCAGGUCGAGUUUAACAGACGGGUCGUCGCAACUCAAAUGAUAGCGAAAAGGGCAUUGGCUAGGCUGAAGGAGAUGUGGAAGAUAAUCCAAGGUGUGAUGUGGAAGCCUGAUAAGCACAAGUUACCAAGAAUUAUUCUUGUUUGCUGCAUAUUGCAUAACAUUGUUAUUGAUAUGGAAGAUGAAGUACUGCAUGGCAUGCCAUUGUGCCAUCAGCAUGAUUCCGGAUAUAAAGACCAAAUUUGUGAAUCUGCCGACAAUUCUGCAGCUUCAAAAAUCAGAGACAAGUUUUCUUCCUACUUAUCAAGAAAAAUGCCAAAUUGAAAACAUCAUUUUUCCUGUGGUUGUUACAAAUUACAAUAUAUACUUAUAGCUAUAUAAAACACCCUUUUACUCUCCCCUUCAUGUUGGUUCACAAUAAACUUUGACACCAACAAAUUUUAGUUGCCUCAAUUGUGAGUAGAAGAACGUAAAUUCUGCUUUUAGUUGCUUGCUAGUGAAUUAUGUCUUAGAUUAUUCUAUUUUCUUACUUUUUUUCUUUUCAUUAUUUCUCAUAUGGUACAAUGUUAUCUAUAUUUAGUAUAUUUUUGGGUAAUAGAAAGGUUAUGCAAUUAUUGGAGAGAG